UCAAGUAUGAGUAUGAAAAAAUUUUCUCGUAUUGAAGUUAAUAAUUUUGGAACAUUACCAGAUAAGCCACAUGAAAUUAUACGAAGAUACACAAUUAAAAAUAAAAAUAAUGCUUGCGUUCAAUUAAUUACCUUGGGAGCUGGAAUACAAUCUAUAACACUUCCAAAUAAAAAUGGUGAUAUCGCUGAUGUUGUUCUUGGGUUUGAUAAUGUAACUGGAUACUUGAAAAACCGAUAUAUUGGUAGAAUUGUUGGAAAAGUAUUAAAUCCACUUACCAAAUUCUCAUAUGGACCUAAUAAAAAUGCAGACCAUUAUUGUUUAUUUGACAUAGUUAACUGGGAUUCAUAUAUUUUAGGCGAGCAAGUGGUAAUAUAUUGCACAUAUUUUUAUGAUAGAGUUAUGACGCAUGUCAAUUGCGAGAGCAAUAAGAAAUACAUUGGUGAUUUGCUAAUUCAGGUAAAAUACACUUGGACAGACGAUAAUCAACUGCAUGUUGAUAUAAAUGCGAUGAGCACAAAACCAAUGCAUAUUAAUGUCGAAAGCCACUGUCUUUUUAAUUUAGCUGGACAUGAUAUGGGUAUGAAGGAGUUAAAAUGUCAUGUUGUUACAAUAAAUACAAAUAACUUAUUGCAGUUAAAUACUGUGAAAGAUAUUUCGAUAAAUUUUAUUAACAAAAUUUAUAAAAAAUAUAAUUUGCAUUAUCCUUCAACACUAAGUAAAAAACGAUUGCAUAAGGUAGCUGGUGGGGGAUAUAGUCAUAAUAUAUGUAUUGCUAGUUCUAGCAAUACUUGGUACUAUCAAUUCCAUGCAAGAAUGUUACAUCCAGUAACUGGUAGGUUUUUAGAAGUUUAUUCAAAUCAUCCAUCAUUAUAUUUGUACACUGGAAAUGAUCUACCAAAUUCAAAGAAAAUUAACCCACCAGAUAUAAACAAAUAUGAUAAAAAUCAAAAUAAAGUUGAUAAAUUACAAAAAAAAAUAAUUGGUAAAAAUGGAAUACCUUAUAAAAGACAUGGAUGCUUUGCAUUUAUUGCUCAAGAAUAUCAAAAACCAUUAAAUUAUAAAAAUUAUCCUUCAAACAACUUAUAUCCAGGCAAAAUUUAUUCACAUAAUAUUACUUACAAAUUUGGAAUAGUUGUAUAAAUAAUUAUA
Messenger RNA from Ceratosolen solmsi marchali, 1149 nucleotides. RefSeq names its product aldose 1-epimerase. The record is from RefSeq and is a predicted model, not a curated record. Gene Ontology annotation, molecular function: aldose 1-epimerase activity; carbohydrate binding. Gene Ontology annotation, biological process: beta-D-galactose catabolic process via UDP-galactose, Leloir pathway; glucose metabolic process. The transcript is spliced from 7 exons. Bases 7 to 1140 code for a protein of 377 amino acids. Lineage: Eukaryota; Metazoa; Arthropoda; Insecta; Hymenoptera; Agaonidae.